UUUGUGGGAUCGUUGGAGAGGCGCGGAAUGCCGCUGCAGAGAUCGAGGUAAAUAAAUAGGAGUAGCCGAGAAUGGCAGCCGCCGCGCUCGAUCUGGCGCUACGCUUCGGUGAAACGCCGACGCUGGACGUUUUCGAGGACGACACGACGAUUCCCCGGAGGAAGAAGAGGCGUUCUUCGGCCAGACGAGUAAGCUUCGCCGAGAUUCAGACGGUCCAUGUCUUUCCAAGGGACGAUGAGUACGCAACUCCUCCUGGAGGAGUAGUGGAGGUGGCCUCUCAGCCUCUACGCAAAUCUCCAAGGCUUGCCGCUAGGAGCCAAUCUCUGGACUCCACAGACCAAAAUCCCAUUGCCAACGCCGCAUCUGAGGAUGAUGAGGAGGCUGCUGGCCCAGUUGAUAUCAAUCACAUCGUUCAAGCCAACCUGGGAUCUCCUUCGCUCGAGGACGAUAUCACCUUGGAUAGCACAACGUUUUCAGCUAAACUUUGUCGAUUCAACGACGAUGACACAGCGGCUGGAGCAGAGGAGGUCUCCAGGCGUCCCGGAUCACUGGAAAGUGAUAUGAGCUUCACGGUGCAAAAUCCUCGAAGACCACCAGAGGCAGUGCCAACAGAUUCGCCGCCAGUUUCUCUCGAUCGGACACUGUCAAUGCAGUACACGGAGAUGGUUGACGCUGGGGCACUGGCUCAAAAGCGUCGGAGAGUUUUCAGAGCUUCUCCUCGUUUCAAGGGGAAGGAAAACAGGAGUCCACUAUCUUCAGCGAGGUCCGUCCCACCGAAGAAGCUCCAGGACAUCACUGUACCACAAGUCACUUCGAGUCCAUCAUCUCCUGCGAGAGCAAUCCCACCGAAGAAGCUCCAGGAUAUCAUGGUACCUCAAGUACUUUCAAGUCCAAGUCCAUCAUCACCUGCGAAGGCAAUCACAGCGAAGAAGCUCGAAGGCAUCACUCUACCUCAAAGUUCACCAAUUCCUGAGAGAUCCAUCACACCGAAGAGGCUCCAAGACAUCACGGUAACACCCCAAGUGACUGCACGUACAUUAUCUCCUGUAAAAGCAACCGCACCAGAGCAACACCAAGACAUCACUGUCACUCCUCAAGUGCCUUCGAGUCCACCGUUUCCGACGUCAAUAGCGCCGGAAGAGCUCAAGGGUACGGUUACAGCUCAAGUUCCUCUUCAAGAUCCUUCCGCUGUGGCGAGCCGUAACAUCCAAAUCAAUUCCCAGUUGCCCGCUGUCGACCAGGAGAAGGAACUUGCUGAGUUGCGAAGCGAACUCCAGGAAAUGCACGAUAAGAACGAACAACUGAAAGCAACCAUGAAAGAACUGGAAGAUCGGAAACGAGUUUUUUCACUGACGUCGGAGUCGUGCAAGACGGAGCACUUCAAACGUCGAAUGAUUCACAAAAUACAGGGCUGGCACAUUACCCGACUCGUCAGCGAGCGAGACAGUUAUAAGCUUGAUAUAAGCCACGGCUACAGGGUGAACCAAAGCAUAACCAUUGAAGGAAAGGGAUCAGCUUCCUCUGCGUGGAUCCAAUUAACACCUCAUUUGAACUUCAUUGAAAAGGGAUUUCCUCGUAUGAAUUCGGCGCUUCUGUUUCAGUCGUUGCUACCUGCUGAGAAGCACCGAGUUAAGCAGCUUAAAAACCUUCCAGCAGCCAUGCAACAAAGCAGCGAUCUGGUUACGAACUUGAUCCAAGUCGCCACGGAGGCUAGAGAUUGUCGAGCACAUCAUCGGUGCUUGGAUUCGGUUCUUUUCACGCUUAAUAAAGACCACGGGAUAUGUUUGCAAUGCGACUUCAUGAACUAUAGAUUGCGCCUGAAGAUAACACUCGUUUUCUCGUUGCAAUCACUCUGCAAUGGGCAAUAUCCAAAAGCCAUCAUGCCUUGUGAGGUACUUGUGGACUCGACAAGGAGAACACAGAGUGUUAUUACAGAGGAGGACUUAAACACCGCAAUUUACUCUCUUCCUGCCGGAUAUCAAAGGUUUCACCGUAUAUGUGCGUGCGUAGCUACAUUCCUUCCGUGACUGGUUCUAACACUUGUAUCCGGCGCUGUAAUUAACGACUCUCUCUUUCUCGA
Selaginella moellendorffii is the source of this 2080-nucleotide messenger RNA. RefSeq lists its product as uncharacterized. The record is from RefSeq and is a predicted model, not a curated record. The coding region runs from base 72 to 2027 and encodes 651 amino acids. The transcript has 9 exons. Lineage: Eukaryota; Viridiplantae; Streptophyta; Lycopodiopsida; Selaginellales; Selaginellaceae.